UCUAUUCGGCCGAAAAAUAAAGAACAAUAAAAAUCGCCUUGUGGCCCGCUAAACGAAUUCGAUCGCUCCUUCAGUCCGACCGACUGCCGACGUGACCUUUCACCUGUAACCCGCGUCUCCGCGAGCGGAAAAGCAACGGCAGCCGCGUUAAUUGGAGCAGCGUGAAAAAGUUGCGGAAUAUCGUGGCAGAAGAGUGUGGAGCGAGACGGGAGAGAGCUGUAGGUCCGUCCAGCAGGCCGCCCGCACGCAUAAAAUAUGAUCAAAUUGCUCGGAAAUUGAUUUCAAUUGGCGACUCAACAAAAGCAAACUUCAAUGUCUGGCGCCCGCUGCGACUCUUGAGACUUGAUUCACUCACUUAGAAAACCAACCAGGACUUAGCCAAGCUCCGAACUGAGGCUUUUUGGCCAUGGCCCAGCAAACGCAGCCGCAGCAGCAGACUGCGCCGCCGCCGUCGUCGACUACGACGGCUGGUGCAGCAGCGGCAGGAGCCGGUGGAGACACAGUUGCGCCUCUUUCUGCGCCCUCCACCCCACAACCAUCUACAGUCAGUGGCAAUAACAACAACAACAACACUAUUGUUUCUCCAUCGGGAAACAACAAUGUGUUGACUCCUGUCCAUGCUUUGACCUCGGCCGGCCAGCCGGUGUUUAAUCAGAUGUACAUGCCCGCCCAUGCAGCACAUCCGCACGCAGGACCCCACUAUCCGGCCAUGAUCCCGGCGCCCAUGCCCAACGUAUUCGUGAACAAUGUCACUGCCAAUGUGAAUCUGCAUGGGUGGUCUCACUCUGUGCCACCCAACUACCUACCAGGUGCCCAGCCGCACUACAUUGGCCCUGGAGAUAUGCCCCAGGAACAGGGCAACACCCUGAUGCCGCAUCUCCAGCCAAUGCCCAUUAAUCUUGCCCCACAAGGUGGUAGUCCCAAUCCCCACAAUCCGGCCAUGGGCGGAGGCCGUCGCGGUCGUGAUCGUGGACGUGGCGGGGGAGGCAACCGACGGAACGAUUACCAUGGACCACGUCAUCUUCAGCAGAGGCAACAACAACAGCAACAGCAUAUGGUUCCAAUGGCUCCGCAACAGCAACUGGUGCCGCAAGAGGGUGUCCAAGGAUCCAAUCCAGGCAUGCAACUCCAACCAGAACUGGGCCAGCAGUUGGCCCCACUGCCGGAGCAGAUUCAGCACAUGCCGUACUACGCCGCUGCGCCGCCUCAUGCCUACGCCUACGGGCCCUAUCCUUCGUCCUACUUUGCACCGCAGCACGCACCGAUGCAGCCACCCAACUCCGCUGCAGCAGCUGCCCAACAGGCCACUGGGACUCCCCUGUUUAUUUCCCCGCUGAUGUACAAUCCCAUUUGUCUGGGAGGGUACUACUACCCACCAAUGAUGCAUCCCGCGGAGUACCCGUACUUGCCGGAAGAUGCCGGCCAAGUUGGCUUGGAUGAACGUGUUCCGCAGCCGGAGGGUGGAAUGCCGCAGAUGUGGCACGCGGCUCCUAUGUACGCCGAGGAAUAUGCCGAGGUUCUGCAGCAACAACAGCAGCAGCAACAGGUGGCUGUGGUGCAUGCCAACGGAGUGGCUCCACCAGACGAUAUCAAUCACAACAGCGCGUCGCUGCCCUCGUCGGAGACCUCGAGCAUGCUGAGCCCCAACUACCCGAUUUACGAUCCCCAAAUGCACGACCUUCACCACCAAAUGGGCGUGAUGCAGAUCUACGAGGAUGGUCAGCUGGCCACUCUCCAGCCCAUCCACCCAGGUGCUGCUCCAGUGCAGCAGUACGAGGAUGAACUCCCCGAGUGCGGCGUCGUUCCUCCUCCUGGAGCUAUUCCAGUGACUUGGACAGCCGCCAUGCCCGUGCCCGCGGACGUAGCCCCACCGGCGUUGCUGCCGGCACCCCCCACCCAUCAUAUCAUGCAACAGACGUCGCCCAUCCUAAUCGAGCAGCAGCCACAACUGGUUCAGGCUCCUCCCCAGGCUGAGACACCUACUCCCCAGCAGCAGCAGCCCCAGGAGCAAAUGGCUGACAAAAACCUGAUCAACAACAACACAGAGGUGGUGGUCCUGGAGGAUAAGUUGGCCAAUGAAAAGCAACAGCAAUUGGAUCUGGAAUACCACCACCAGCAGCAGCAGCAACAUCAUCAUCAGCAGCAGCAGCAACAGCAACCACAGCAGCCAACCAAAGUGCCAAACCUUGUCGUAGCAACAGUGGCACCUCAACAGCAGCCUCCUGUUCCACAGCAGCAGAACCAGCAGCCACCGCAGCAACACCAGCAGCAGCAAACAUCGCCAGUGGUGAUGCCACAGCAGCAACACUCCAGCUCCAGCUACCAUGAGCAACAUCAUCUCCAACAGCAACACCAACAGCAGCAGCAACAGCAACCACAGCGGAAGCCACCACAGCAAUACAAUCAAUCGCAACAGCACCAGGUGCGUCGCAAGUACUCCUCGGAAUACAAUCAUCAUCACCAUCAGAACAGCAAUAGCAACAGCAGCGACACUGGCAUCCAGACCACCAAGACCAUGUCCUGGACGAACUCUGCCCAGCACAAGAAGUCAACGCAAUCGGUAUCCGUCACAGCAUCUCCCAACAGUGUGAAUAAUGGCCCCGGAGUGGGAGUGGGUGUGGGUGGGGGAUCGGGAUCAGCUGUAAACCAAAAAAGCAACUAUAGUCACACCACAAAGACGUUCACCAACCAACAGCACUACCAGCAUCAGCAUCAGCACCAGCAGCAACACUACCACAAUCAGAAUAACUACAACAGCAGCAACAACACCUCCAACAGCAACCUGAACAACAACAACAACAAUCAGCCACAGGUGCGUAACUAUGGGACCAUGAAGGUGCCAUCAUCGCCAGUGGCCAGCACAGCUCCGACGCUGGAGAGGAAGAACAGCCAGCAAGGCACAGCCGGCAUGGCAGUUGCGACGGCAACCACUUCAGCUGCCUCGUCGGCCAUUCCGGCGGCAAUCACAACAGCAACUACCUCAACGGCCAGCAUAACGGCCACGCCGAACCAAUUCCAGGUGGAGACCAAUACUAGCAUCAUUACAGUGGCAACUGCCACGCAGGCUGCUCCGCCGCAGAUUGCCGGUGCAAGUGCUGCCCCAGUGGCAGCAGCCGCAACAGCACCACCACCAAAGUCCUUUGCGACCAAGAAGCACCAGAGCUACGAGCCACCCGUCCUCAGCUCUGUGGUGGCUUCCACGCCGAGUCCAUCGAAUCCGCAACCGCCGUUGAAUCUGGCGCCGCCGGCACCACCAGCCUCGCAGAACAGCGGCGAGAGUGCCCAGCUGUCGUGGGCCAGCCUGUUCGUCAGCAACAAGCCGGUGGCCAAGGUGGCCCCCUACGAAGCCACCAAGCCCCUGCAGCAGCAACCACAUCCCGUGAUGCAACUGGCUCCACCACCUCAGCCUGCACCACCUCAGGCGGUGGCCACUCCCCAGCUCCAGCUGGCGCCACCGCCGAGUGCACCCCUGCUGACGGUCCACCAGCAGUCGCAGCUGCCAGCCCCAGUUCCUGCUCCCACAGUUCCUCUGGUUACGCCCGGAACUCUUUCCUAUUCGGCGGCAUCCGCCCAAGCGGUUCCCGCUCCGCUGCCCAGUCCGGCCUCAGUUUCCGUAAAGCCCCUCAAACCAGAAGUAGUGCGCCCCGCCCAGCAGCUGGACGAGUGGACCAACAAGUACGCGGAAUACCUGACCCGCCACAAGACCUACUUUGCGCCGAUCAGCCUGCGCCCUCGUGGCCUGACCAACCGAUCCAACUACUGCUACAUCAACUCGAUCCUGCAGGCCCUGCUGGGCUGCUCCCCGUUCUACAACUUGCUACGAUCCAUUCCCAAGCAGGCGGCAGUCCUGAGCGAGGUGAAGACGCCCACAGUGAAUGCCAUGAUGUCCUUUAUGUCCAACUUCUCGUCGCUACCCAGCGGUUUGCGCCUGCGGCUCAACCCCAUCAACAAGGGAUCCCAGAACAAGGGAAAGGACGAGUUCGUUGGCUCCGACUUGCAGUGCGACAUGGCCUUUGAGCCCACUGAGAUCUACAAGCUGUGGAACGACAGUCGCGAAGAGCACGUCGAGGGACGCCAAGAGGAUGCUGAGGAGUUCCUGGGAUAUGUGCUCAACAAGCUCAACGAUGAGAUGCUGGAGGUCAUCAAGCUGAUCGACAAGCCCAGUGCCCAACAGAACGGCCAGGAUCAGUCCGAGCCGGAAGAUGGCGGCGAUGUUUGGCAGAUGAUAUGCAACAAUCGCAACAAGGGCAGUGUCACCCGCCAGACUGACUUUGGACGUACUCCGGUCAGCGAUAUAUUCCGCGGGGAACUGCGCUCCCGGCUGCAGCGUGAGGGAGAACACUCCACAGAUGUGAUUCAGCCCUUCUUUACUCUCCAGUUGAACAUCGAGAAAGCCGCUUCAGUCAAGGAGGCCUUGGAGAUCCUGGUCGGCCGUGACCAGUUGGAGGGCGUCACUGGCAGCAAGACCAAGCAGGAGGUGGUGGCCUGGCAGCAGAUGACUCUGGAGAAGCUGCCAGUUGUUCUAAUAUUGCAUUUGAAGUACUUCGAUUACCGAUCGGAUGGAUGCACAAAGAUCCUCAAGAAGGUCGAGUUCCCAGUGGAGCUCAAAAUAGAUGCCAAGAUCCUUGGAUCAAAGAAGACCGCCCAGAAACAGCGAGCCUACCGCCUAUUCGCAGUCGUCUAUCACGAUGGAAAGGAGGCCUCCAAGGGACACUAUAUCACGGACGUUUUCCACUCUGGCUACAGCAGCUGGCUGCGAUAUGACGACAGCUCGGUGAAGCCGGUCAGCGAGAAGCAUGUUCUCCAGCCGCACACUCCGCGGGUGCCUUACCUUCUCUACUAUCGUCGCUCGGAUACUCUGCCCCAGCAGCCGCCCAGCCAGCAGACCAACGGCGGCGGAUCCGGUCCGGUGGGCAGCUCAUCCUCGUCCAACGCCGGCGACAAGUGAAUCGGAUCAGAACUUAGGAUCAGUGUUAGGCGAUAUAUAUAUAUUUUUGGGUCAGUGCGUGGAUGAAGAGGGGAGUGUUUGCGAGUCGAGUUUUGUUUUAUAUGCAUAUACAUAUACAAAUUAACAAUUAGAUAUAUUCGAGCGGUAUAUAUUUAAGCCCAAAGUCCAAAGUAAUUGUGCGAUUGUGUGAGAGAUAACUUAGCUCUAAGCUAGACUAGACUUAAGAUGAGCCGAAGCAUAAGAACGAACGAAAACUUUGUACAAAAGGGAGUGUGGGGGUAGAGUGCAUGAGAACUCUGGUAGCUCACCAGCUAGCAUAUUAUCAUUGAACCCUAGUGCUAGUUCUAAAUCCGAUAACUUAUCCAUUUCUCCAUUGUUCUGUUGAAGCACAAAGA
Drosophila bipectinata is the source of this 5343-nucleotide messenger RNA. RefSeq names its product ubiquitin specific protease 10 (gene Usp10). Gene Ontology annotation, biological process: DNA damage response, signal transduction by p53 class mediator; regulation of autophagy; protein deubiquitination. Gene Ontology annotation, molecular function: cysteine-type deubiquitinase activity. NCBI's taxonomy places the organism in Eukaryota, Metazoa, Arthropoda, Insecta, Diptera, Drosophilidae. Gene Ontology annotation, cellular component: nucleus; cytosol. The record is from RefSeq and is a predicted model, not a curated record.